Lachancea sp. 'fantastica' is the source of this 1008-nucleotide messenger RNA. The record is from the annotation of a GenBank genome assembly. Lineage: Eukaryota; Fungi; Ascomycota; Saccharomycetes; Saccharomycetales; Saccharomycetaceae.
AUGGUUCCUCCACAAGAAAAGAAGCUAAAGCAAUCCAACUCUUUGGAACAGCUAAAGGCUACCGGCACCGUCGUUGUCUCCGACACCGGUGACUUCGAAUCCAUCGCCAAAUACACCCCUCAGGAUGCCACCACCAACCCAUCGUUGAUCUUGGCUGCCGCCCAAAAGGAAACUUACGCCAAGUUGAUCGACACUGCCGUCCAAUACGGUAAGAAGAGCGGCUCCACGCUAGCAGAACAGACCGAAAACGCCGUCGACAUGUUGUUGGUGGAGUUUGGUAAGGCCAUCUUGCAAAUCGUUCCUGGCCGUGUGUCCACCGAAGUCGACGCCCGUUUGUCCUUUGACAAGGACGCCACCGUGAAAAAGGCUCUCCACAUCAUCAAGUUGUACGAAUCGUUCGGAAUCAGCAAGGAGCGUGUGUUGAUCAAGAUCGCCUCCACUUGGGAAGGUAUCCAAGCCGCCAAGGAAUUGGAAGAGAAGCACGGAAUCCACGUCAACUUGACCCUAUUGUUCUCUUUCGGCCAGGCCGUUGCCGCUGCCGAAGCCAAGGUCACUUUGAUCUCGCCAUUCGUGGGUAGAAUCCUCGACUGGUACAAGAACAGCAAGAAGCAAGAAUACACCGCUGAAACCGACCCUGGUGUGAUUUCCGUCAAGAAGAUCUACAACUACUACAAGAAGCACGGCUACAACACCAUUGUGAUGGGUGCCAGUUUCAGAAACACCGGAGAAAUCCGCGCUUUGGCCGGUGUCGACUUUUUGACCAUCUCUCCAGGCUUGUUGGAAGAGCUCAUCAACUCUGAAGAGCCUGUUCCUCAGGUCUUGGCACCUGAGUCUGCCAAGGCUGACGGUGACAGCAAGGUUUCCUUCAUCAACGACGAAGCUGCUUUCAGAUUCGACUUGAACGAAGACGCUAUGGCCACCGAAAAGUUGUCCGAGGGUAUCAGAAAGUUCUCUGCCGACAUUGUCACUUUGUUCGACUUGAUCGAGACCAAGAUUCAACAGGCUUGA